Molecule: messenger RNA, 318 nt
Organism: Aspergillus oryzae RIB40
Lineage: Eukaryota; Fungi; Ascomycota; Eurotiomycetes; Eurotiales; Aspergillaceae
Exons: 3
Coding region: 1-318 (105 amino acids)
Source: RefSeq, a predicted model, not a curated record
AUGCCCAUCGCGUGGGCCUUCCUGGGUAUUGAUGGCAGCUUGGCAACCCUGCAUGUUGAACCAGAGUACCGAGGUCAAGAACUGGCUUUGCAUGUCUCCAAGGAGGCUAUGCGACGAGGGAUGGCCGAGGGUAGCAUCUGGCGGCACUGCGGAGAGGAGGGCGAGGCUUGGGUCCACGCCAAUGUGUCAGAAAGCAAUAUCGCUAGUCGUCGGGUGAUGGAAAAGCUGGGUGGUGAUAUUGGAUGGACAUAUUGUGCGUCGGUGCAGAGCGUUUUACUGCUUGGGAUAAUGUCUCAUAGAUUAUAUGCUAUUUCGUGA